CUCACAUCUUCCUCCGUCAAACCCCAGCAAGGCUGGAUCCAAACCAAGGAUGAAGGCUCGUCCUUCAUGUCCUUCAAGUGGAACAAAAAAUUCAUGGUUUUGGAGGACCGCCACCUCAACCUCUACAAGUCCGACGUCAGCGCGGUCCACGUGGACUCUGCGCGCAAGAAGGAGCUAUCGAUGUCGGUGCCGCUCACAACCAUCACGAAUCUCACGCGUGUCCAGUUGCGUUCGUUCUGCUUCGAGUUGCUGCGCAAAAACGACAAGUCCUUCUACGUGUCAGUGAAGACCGAAGACGAGUUAUACGGUUGGCUCGACGCGAUGUUCGCCAAGUGCACGUUCUUGCACUCCAGUCCUGCGGCCUACUCUGUGGGCUCGUCUUCUUCGGCCGUGUCACAGCCCACCAACUUCACCCACAAGGUCCACGUAGGUUUCGAUCCCGCGUCUGGCGCGUUUAUCGGCUUACCCGACAACUGGAAGCGCUUGUUGCAGCACUCGCACAUCACCAACGAGGACUGGUCGCGAGACCCCGUCGCCGUCAUCGAGGUGUUGGAGUUCUACUCGGACAUUAAUGGUGCCAGUGCCCAGAACUCGCCUAACAUGCCGCAGGUCGCCAGCCUCGGUCACAGCAGCUCUAGUACCGCGCCGCCGACGCGAAACGGCCCCCACGAAGCCGAACGUGCUGGCAGCGAUGUCUUCGGCAGCAAGGCCCCGGCGGAGAACCUGACCAAGACCGAAGAUAUGUACAAGCCUAUGCGUGCGGCGCCACCGGUCCCGCAGGGCUACAAAAACCUCACGCCUAUCACUCCUGCGGCCACGAAUCACCCAACGUCAAUCCCA
This is a messenger RNA of Babjeviella inositovora NRRL Y-12698, 840 nucleotides long. Its product is annotated as PH and PBD domain-containing protein. The record is from RefSeq and is a predicted model, not a curated record. The transcript has a single exon. Gene Ontology annotation, molecular function: protein serine/threonine kinase activity. The annotation marks the transcript as partial. NCBI's taxonomy places the organism in Eukaryota, Fungi, Ascomycota, Pichiomycetes, Serinales.